AAUUCAUUGAGCGCUUAAAACUUUAUUGGACGAAAAUAAUUAAAAAAAAAAAAAAAUGGAGAAUGGCUACGGGCGGUGGCGGAAAUUUAUCGGAACUGUAUUCUAACUCGAAGCGUUUGUUACUGAAGACAAGAGACGCCUUGGAGAGGCUCGAGCGUCUCGAGUACAAGUCGUCUUCCGUCUCUUCUUCACUUUCAACAUCCAACGGCGUCGUUUCGGGUACUUCCGAUGAUCCAUCCAUCGUAAUUAGACGAGACAUUAUUCAGAUCCAGUCCCUCUGCUCUGACAUGGACCGUCUCUGGCGUUCCAUCGCCGCCAAGUCUCAACGCGAUCUCUGGAAAAUGUAUCUCCCAACUCAUAUGUGUACGUAUAAUUUUAUAUGUAAUACUCCGAUAGUAUGGAUCAGUUGGGAUUUUUAUUGCAUUGAUAUGUACGGAUUUAAGUCUAAAUAUGAGGAUUGGUUGAAAUUUAGAUCCAAAAUGUUAAUCAGUUUAAAUUGAAGUUAUGCUGUUUAAUUGAAAAUAUAUGUACUAUGUAAUAUAAAUUAUACGAUUCUAUAUGAAUACUUUGAACAACGCCUUGUCCAUAAUAUGAUCAAGGUCUUUAAAUGUAUGUAUUCCACUUUUAUGACUCAAUAGGAAUUUUUUAUUGCUUUGAUGCCUGAUUUUAAGUUUCGUAGAUGGCCGGUUACUCUUGUUUCACUCAACUUUCAAAGUUUUGGGAAAGGGCUUAAAGAAGGGAGCCAAGCACACUGUUACACAAGUUAAAUUGAAAUCACGAUGAUUAUGUAGGUUUCAUUUCGAAGAAUAUGAUCCUAUUCAAAAAAUUAAAAAUUGUUGUCUGCCACUGGUAGUCUGGUAUGAUCAAAGUGGUUGGAAAGUCUGCAAAGUGUAUUGAAACAUCUUUAUACAAUUUAAUUUAGGAAGACUAGUUUUUUUAGGAUGUGUAAUAUAAAUAAUUUGAUGAUAUUGAAAAAUUUAGGAAUUGAUGUUAGCGCAGAUGUGAUCAAGGUGGUUGCGAAGACUGCAAGAAGAAUUGGAACAAUGUUAAAGGUUUUCUUUCUAGGACGACUGAAAUCUUUGUGCAAAGUGUGUGUUUUUUUUCGUAAGUUUUAAUGUAUUUACGUAUUGAACCAUUAUGUGCUUGUAAAUUCCAUACAAGACAGGCAAUUAUUUUUUCUUUGUGCAAUGCCUUUGCCUGGAUAUGUAAUUCUUAAUCUUUUUCUCUUAAAUUCCUCCGUCCCGUGGACAU
This is a messenger RNA of Olea europaea var. sylvestris, 1251 nucleotides long. Its product is annotated as membrin-11-like. NCBI's taxonomy places the organism in Eukaryota, Viridiplantae, Streptophyta, Magnoliopsida, Lamiales, Oleaceae. The record is from RefSeq and is a predicted model, not a curated record. The coding region runs from base 63 to 500 and encodes 145 amino acids. The transcript has a single exon.